GUCAUACAGAUUUUGAACGUCAACAAAAAUGUUUACUGUGAAAAACAAUGCAUUCAUGGAAAGCAUUAGCGAUAGUUAUCAUUGAAGUUGUAUUGUGUACAGAGGGGUUUACAGGGCAUUUUAGGAAUGUGCCAGAAGAUGUGGAAGUAAGCAACGAACAAAUAGUUGAAGUACCAGUUGAUAGUUUUUUCGGAGUAUUUAAUGACCCGCUAGGCAACAUUGGGCAACAAGAUGAUGAUAGUAGAUUUCCUAGAAACUGGCUACGAACAGAUACUGAAACCAGAAUAAAGAAAAAGCGGAAACCCCAAAAAGAACAUAAAGAUCACAAUCGUCCAAGGUUGGAAUUAUUACAUUUACUUAAAGAAAAGAUGAGGCUACAUGACAUUAAGGGGAUUUCUGGGAAGGAAAAGAACAGAGACAGGAAAGAUGAUAACAUUUGGGCAGAAAAAGUGAAUACUACUAAUUCAUCUCCUGCUGUUUUACAACCGGUGAAACCAUCUAAAUGGAGACUAUUUCUUUACGAUCAUAGUCUUUGGUUUGGAAUAGCAGUAGGGGCUACAAUUUCUUUAGCAGUAGUGAUGUUAAGUUUACUCACUUACAAUUUCAUUCAGAAGAACCGAAGACGAAACUAUUGUGUAGACCUGAACAACUUGAGCCUGUGUACUCUAGGGAACGGGAAUCAAAAGAAAGAACCAGUAUAUGUACGUCUGUCUCAACUCCAUAAUACAAGACAUAAGAAACCCGGAGAGUAUAUAGUGAGUGUUAUGGACCAGUCAAACAAUUUUUCAGUUUGCUCCGAAGAGUCUAGCUCGGAGGAAGAAAUGUUUCAUAUAUCUGAUAUUCAACGUAUGAAACCUCUAAAGAAAAGCGCAUCUAAAAUAAGUAUGACUUCAACACCAGUAAAGAUGACGCCUGCGCAGCACAUUGAAAAUUUAGGAACUCCGGAGAAAACCAGAAUUGAAUCACCUGUGGCCUCACCGAUUAUCACUGACCAAGAAGAAGAAGAAGACGAGGACUGAUUUGGCAAAUAAUCAUUAUAUAUUAUGUAUAUAUGUACUUGUUAUAAUCUCAUUAAAUUGAUGUUAUGAA
Molecule: messenger RNA, 1089 nt
Organism: Mytilus californianus (California mussel)
Lineage: Eukaryota; Metazoa; Mollusca; Bivalvia; Mytilida; Mytilidae
Exons: 6
Coding region: 48-1019 (323 amino acids)
Source: RefSeq, a predicted model, not a curated record